AUGGAUGUCCAAGCUGAAGAACACUAUUCCACUCGCCGAUCACGAAGCCCACAUCAUCCUCAUCACUCUUCAUCAUUUGAUUUAGGAGACAGUGACUAUUCUUUACAUGACAGACAAAGAAGAUCAUCAGAUUGGCGAAGAGAGGAUGAAGAUUCUGAUUCCAGCUCACAGAGAAGUCCAAACCCUGAACGACGUGCACGUGUGUCCAGAUCUGAUCUAAUGCAUGUUUACAGGGAAUUGGUUGAAACAGAAAAAACCUAUGUGGCAGAGUUGUAUGAUAUUUUGUGGGGUUAUUAUUAUGAGAUGGAUAAUAAAUCUCUUCAACACCUCAUCCCUCCAGUAUUAAGAAAUAACAGAGACAUUCUGUUUGCCAAUUUGAGAGAAAUAUAUGCCUUUCAUCAUGAUAUAUUUCUUCAAGAGUUGCAGAGCUGCAGGGAUACACCGGCCAAAGUGGGCUUAUGCUUUGUAAAUAGGAGUGCAGAAUUUCAAAUGUACAGCAUCUACUGCCAAAACAAACCAAACUCUGAGAAUCUAAUUGAUGAAAUUGGAGAUCACCAUCCAUUUUUCAAGGAAUGUCAACGACGACUUGGACAUAAAUUACCACUGGGUGCCUAUCUGUUAAAGCCAGUCCAGCGCAUUACCAAAUAUCAUCUCUUACUGAAGGAAAUGCUGAAAUAUGUUGAAAAUGACGCUGCCUGUCAUGCAUUAUUACAAGAUGCUUUAAAGACAAUAUUAGGAGUUCUUAAAUAUGUGAAUGAUAUUAUGCAUCAGGUUUCCAUUGUGAAUUAUGACGGCAAUAUUGCGGAUCUGGGAAAGCUACUAAUGCAGGGGAGUUUCCAAGUCUGGACAGAAUAUAAAAACAAAAUGCGAGAUUUUCGUUUUAAACCUAUGGCAAGACAUAUAUUCCUCUAUGAGAAGGCCAUUCUGAUGUGCAAGAGGAAGGAUGACAAUCAAACGUCAGCAAACGCUGUAUAUAUUUUCAAGCAUAUGCUCAAGUUGUCUCAUAUAGGAUUAACAGAAAGUGUGAAGGGAGACAAACGGAAAUUUGAAUUGUGGUUACGGGGAAGAGAAGAAGUUCAUAUUAUACAGGCUCCGAGCAUCGAAGAAAAAGAGGAAUGGGUGAAGGAAAUUAAAGCUGUUCUACUGAAUCAGUUUGAUCAACUUAGAGUGCACAAGCUGAGCCAUUCUCGCUAUGGAAGUAGAUCACAAGAAGACCUCACCAGAAUGGGAAGGUUUUCUGAGUCUAUGGAGGGAAGCAGCGGAGAUAGCUGGCACACACGGUCAAUGAGCCAUUCCACUGGUAGCGCUCCCACAGUCCCUGUUGGUUUAGAAAUGAACUCUCCCUUAGAGUCCCCACCUGGUGAUGGUAUCAUAGACGAAGGCUGGUCGAGCGGAGAGUUCACCAACAGCGAUGAGGAUCUUGACGUUAUGCAACACCACCGCAACUUUGACCGUAUAGAACCCUCCUACUUACAACGGUUUUCUGUGCUCGCGGAUUACAUCCCUGUGGAUAACACAGAAUUGACUCUUCAGGAAAAUGAUGUAGUCGAAAUAUUGCGAAUAGGUGCCAAAGGUUGGUGGCUGGCCAGGCACCUGGGUAGCUCUGAAGAAGGAUGGGUGCCGUCCACAUAUCUGGAACCAGUUAUGAAACGACACUCACAGUCAACCAGUGCAUCCUCAUCCAGCAUAGAACCAUCCCCGGUAGCCUCCCUUGAUAGCGUGGGCAUCGGUAAAUCCAGCCAUUAUGCUGUACCCGGUCGAUGUCACCACAAGUCAAAGAAGCACAAAGUGAGCGGUUACCUCUCCAGUCCAGGGGAAGAAACAACAGUUUAG
Molecule: messenger RNA, 1833 nt
Organism: Acanthosepion pharaonis
Lineage: Eukaryota; Metazoa; Mollusca; Cephalopoda; Sepiida; Sepiidae
Source: the annotation of a GenBank genome assembly